CAGCUGUCACGUGACCUCUGAUCGCCCAACAUGGCGGAUCGGCUCUGACGCUGUUGCCAUGGAGACGGAGCACCAACAGCCCGCCGGGCGCACACACACACAGCUUUUCGCUCACCAGAUACCCCGAGGUAGGACUGACCUCUCAGAUAUUAAACAAAGCAGCAGCAGAGUGAGGAGGAGGAGGAGGGGGAGGGAUCAUGCCGAAGAAAGCAAAGAAAGGUGGAGGAGGUAAAGGCGGUGGAAAGACGGAGGAGGAGAGACUGCUGUACCUGCAGCAGAGAGCUCAGGCCGAGGAGGAGAUGGCCAAGAAGAAAGAAGAGAUCCUCGCUCUGUUUCUGAAGGACAAGUUGCAGAAGGAACAGAAGAACACUGCAGUCAACUUGCUGAAGCUGAACGAUAGCUGGCGGGCGAUUCUCCGUCAGACUCGAGCCGCUGAGCUGCGUAAAGACAUCACGGUGCUCAGUCAGACGUUUGAGAGACACCUGGACGGCCUGGACAGCGUCAUCCAGAAUCUGCAGCGAGACCUGCAGGAGGCGGAGCGUCAGUCGGCUCGGGUGCGCCGUCUUCACCUGCAGCAUAUGGAGAGUCUGUGGGCUCAUCAGGACAAACGGCUCAAGUUCGUGCAGCAGCAUUGGGAGGAAUGCCUGCAGCACCUCAGCUCCAGGUUCAGCUCGGAGAGGAAGCAGCUGUUGGCACACACUCAGCGGCAGCGAGCCGAUCUGGAAGACGCGACGUUCACCGUGGAGCAGCAACACGAAGUAAUGAUGACCGAAAUCCACAGACUGUACGAAGAAAGCAUUGCAUUGUACGAGAGCGCUCACGAAGAGAGGAAGGUUGGUCUGGUCCUGGAGGACACGGAGAAGAUGAAGGAGAUGAGCCUUCAGAAACAGGAGGCUCUGGAGCUCUGCGGCAGAGAGACACAGGUGCUCAGCACCCUGCUCUCCACACACCGACGCUUCAUCCAGAUGACCGACGCAGACAUGAAGAAGGUGAAGAGGCUGCAGGAUAUUGUCAUCCAGCUGAGGGAAAAGAUGAACUCCAGUGAGACACAAAACCAGUCGGUGCAACAAGAUCUGACAGCCGCCAGAAACCAGGUGAACCAGAGGACCCGUAAGCUUCGGGACCAGCUGACUCAGGCUCACACAGCUGCGAGGAAACAGCUGACUGACCUCACCGUCCAGAGCAACAACGCCGCCAAGAAACUGCAGGCCGUCAUCGCCAAGGGUGAGAGAGUUUUACGAGUCGCUGAAAUGUGUCGCAAGCUGGAGAGCGAGCAGAAGGAAGUCUCAUCAACAUUAUUCCCUGCAGAGGAACUCCGGCAGGAGAGAACUGGACCGGAGGAGGAACCAACAAAGGAGCCUCCGGAGUUGCAGCGGGUGACGUGGUGCGUCAGCGCCGCCGUGCUGCAGCGAGAAGCUCUGAAGAAACACAAAGACGACCUGAGCCGAGAGAACCAGCAGCUGAGGCUUCUGCUGCGUCAGCACCUGGACGCCAUGACGGUCAGCGGCGACGCCCUCGACGGACGCCACGCUCUGCUCACCGUGCACCAGGCCCCGACCGCCGCGGCCCCGCGGGACCCCGACAGACGCCACACCGUCAUCGAGGCUGUCCACGCCGUCAGACACUCACUGUAGGACGGUUACUGCAGAGGAAACAGCGGGUGGCUUUCAACCAUAUCCGCUAGCCUUCAUGUUGCAACAGCGAAGGGACAAACACAAAGCUGGAAGAACACUGUUGUGUGGUCCUGAACGCAUCACGGUCACUGAGCUGCUCCUCAAGUUUGUUACAGACAGAAAUAUGUUUUCAACUAACAAUUCUUUUCAUUAUCGAUUACUGUUCAGUCGCUCAGUCUGUAAAAUGUCCGAAAAUAGUGAAAAAUGUCUGUCGCAACUUUUUAAAGCCCAACGUGACGUCUUUAAAUGCCUCGUUUUGUCCAAAACUCAGAGAUUCAGUUUACUGAGAUAUAAAACAGAAAACACGAGACACUGAAGAAACGUUUCAUUAGCAAAAUAGUUGCCAAAUACUUUUCUGUUGAUUGACUAAUCAAUUAAUCAACUCCCAGUAAGUUCUAGUAAGAAUAUUGAAAACAUGAACUCAACAGAUGGCAGGAAGUCAGGAAAAAACUGUCAGGUGGUGAUGUGUAGUCCUCGUGGUCCCGGAUCAGGACCGUGAUGUGUAGUCCUCGUGGUCCCGGAUCAGGACCGUGAUGUGUAGUCCUCGUGGUCCCGGAUCAGGACCGUGAUGUGUAGUCCUCGUGGUCCCGGAUCAGGACUGACUAUUGUCUAAAACAGUUGUUUGCAACCUUUCUGCCCUCGUCAAAGGUUUAAAUUAAUAUGUAGCACUAAUGAGUGAUUGUCUGCACUCAGACUGUUUAAUGUGAAUAACUAAAGAGCCUCAAAGAAGUAAAACUGUCGAGUAUUUUACAAAAAAUAGUAAUGAUCAUAGAAAAGUCUGAAAAAAUAAACAGUUUUGUGUUUUUGAUUCAUUCCUCUCCCAUCAAUCAUCUCACGACCCCUCUGAUUUAUCUUGUGACCCUUUUGGGGUCAAGACCCACGGGUUGGGAACCACUGGACUAAAAUAUCGUUGUAUGCUGCAGCAUCAAGACUUCUCUUCUUUGAAACUAAAAGAGUCCAAACCAGGAAGAACGGAGCCAGGACUCAAGGGACCCCGAAGUAAGCCCGGGGUGUCCACAUACUUUUGGCCACGUAGUGUAAAAGCAGUGAGUUGUGAGGUUGUUUAGAUUUUUUGGAAAAUCUACAGAAUCUUUAACUGAAGCUGCUGGAAAAUUAAAGUGUUCAACUUUGCCUCAACAUUUUAUUUUGGUGGUGCAUUUCCUGAGGUUUUUAAAGCAGCGAUAAAUUAUAAUUAUAUAUAAUUAAUUAUAAAUUCAAAUCAAAGCAGUCGACAGCGUGGAUACAGAAAGAUCAGCGGAGCAGCAGCCUCUGUACAGGUACACCAUUUAAUAGUUAUUAUAGACAUUUUAUAUACAGCUGUAUUCCGCUAUGUGGUACAAUCUUUAAAAUCUGCUGUUUCAUAGUUUGUAAAUCAAAAAAAAACAAACUUA
This is a messenger RNA of Siniperca chuatsi (mandarin fish), 3064 nucleotides long. It is a transcript of the gene drc2, whose product is annotated as coiled-coil domain containing 65. Gene Ontology annotation, cellular component: axonemal dynein complex; axoneme. Gene Ontology annotation, biological process: regulation of cilium movement; cilium-dependent cell motility; axonemal dynein complex assembly. The transcript has 10 exons. NCBI's taxonomy places the organism in Eukaryota, Metazoa, Chordata, Actinopteri, Centrarchiformes, Sinipercidae. Bases 198 to 1634 code for a protein of 478 amino acids. The record is from RefSeq and is a predicted model, not a curated record.